Molecule: messenger RNA, 1435 nt
Organism: Carica papaya (papaya)
Lineage: Eukaryota; Viridiplantae; Streptophyta; Magnoliopsida; Brassicales; Caricaceae
Gene: MAT3
Product: methionine adenosyltransferase 3
Biological process (GO): S-adenosylmethionine biosynthetic process
Molecular function (GO): methionine adenosyltransferase activity; ATP binding
Source: RefSeq, a predicted model, not a curated record
GCACGAGCGAGUCAAACGACAAUUCUUAUCUCUCUCUUUCUCAUUCUCUUAUAAAUCCAAUUCUUAUCUUCACAUUUUCAUUACAUCAGAUUCUCACGUAAACUUACUGUACAAAUGGAAACCUUCCUCUUCACAUCAGAAUCAGUCAAUGAAGGCCAUCCCGACAAGCUCUGCGACCAGGUGUCCGACUCCGUUUUAGAUGCCUGUCUAGAGCAAGACCCAGAAAGCAAAGUUGCCUGCGAGACCUGCACGAAGACGAACAUGGUAAUGGUGUUUGGCGAGAUCACAACCAAAGCUAAAGUUGACUAUGAGAAAAUAGUUCGCGACACUUGCAGAGGUAUCGGCUUCACAUCAGCCGAUGUCGGUCUCGAUGCCGACAAUUGUAAGGUUCUUGUUAAUAUUGAAGAACAAAGCCCUGAAAUUGCUCGAGGAGUUCAUGGCCAUUUCACCAAAAAGCCAGAGGAAAUUGGAGCUGGUGAUCAAGGUCACAUGUUCGGCUAUGCCACAGAUGAGACCCCUGAGCUCAUGCCAUUAACUCAUGUUCUUUCCACUAAGCUUGGUGCUAAGUUAACAGAGGUGAGAAAAAACAAGACUUGCCCAUGGUUGAGACCUGAUGGGAAAACACAAGUCACGGUUGAAUAUAAGAAUGAAGGUGGAGCCAUGGUUCCAAUUCGAGUUCACACCGUUCUUAUUUCAACCCAACAUGAUGAAACUGUCAACAAUGAUCAGAUUGCUGCUGACUUGAAAAAACGUGUGAUUAACCCUGUUAUCCCAACUAAGUACAUUGAUGACAAGACCAUCUUCCACCUCAACCCUUCUGGUCGUUUCGUCAUCGGUGGACCUCACGGAGAUGCAGGACUUACGGGCCGGAAAAUCAUUAUUGAUACUUAUGGUGGGUGGGGUGCUCAUGGUGGAGGAGCUUUCUCAGGGAAGGAUCCAACUAAGGUGGAUAGAAGUGGUGCUUACAUUGUUAGACAGGCUGCAAAGAGUGUGGUGGCUUCUGGGCUCGCACGUCGUUGCCUUGUGCAGGUAUCUUAUGCCAUUGGCGUGCCGGAACCUUUGUCUGUAUUCGUAGAUACUUACAAGACUGGGGAAAUACCAGAUAAGGAUAUUCUAGGCUUGAUAAAAGAAAAUUUUGACUUCAGGCCAGGAAUGAUUGCUCUCAAUCUUGACCUGAAAAGAGGAGGAAAUUAUAGAUAUCAGAAAACUGCUGCAUAUGGUCAUUUUGGACGUGAUGAUCCAGAUUUCACUUGGGAAAUUGUCAAGCCUCUCAAGCCUAAAACUUGAUUAGAUUCAGGUUGAGGUAGAAUAAAGAAAUUAACCUUCCCAUAAGGUGAAAGGUGCAAGUCAAAUAGUUUCCAUGUUAUUUGUUUUUAUGUUGUGUAAUUUCUUUCUUUUCUUUUUAAUCCAAUGAAAGAUAAUGGGAAGUACUAUA